CAGCCUUUGAGCCCCUCCUCCAGAUGGCCACGGUGCGCCUCUGUACCAAUGGAAACAGGUGGGAUCCCCGGACUCCUCCAAUCACACCCUCCCUCCGUGCGGGGGGGGAGUCCAGGGCAGGAGGCAGGACCCAAACCAACUUCCACACUCACCACAGGAAAAGUCGGGAAAACACAUCUGUCCCCGCAUGUCGCUGUUUCUGCUUGCCUGCGUGUGUUUUUAAAGCUGUUCCGGUGAAUAUUAGCAGGGCAGCGGUGCGCCGGAGCGCUGCUGAAGUACUUGCCGCCACUUGGCCGCUGUUGCUGGGACGGUUCGCUGCGAUGGAGAACACGUACUAACCGGAUUUGGAAUUGUUUUUCUCUUGGAUUACUCCCCGUUAAACCGACCCAGUUCGUUUCCCGUUGAUAUUAUCUUGGUUUCGCUGGUAGUGUGGAGUAGUGAAUACUUUGAAAAUGCCUGCAAAAACCAAGUACAACCUCGUUGAUGAUGGGCAUGAUUUGAGGAUCCCGUUGCACAACGAGGAAGCAUUCCAGCAUGGGAUCAACUUCGAGGCAAAGUACAUCGGCAGUCUGGAUGUGACAAGGCCGAGCAGCCGAGUGGAGAUUGUGGCUGCGAUGAGAAGAAUACGGUAUGAGUUCAAGGUGAAAAACAUCAAGAAGAAAAAAGUCAACAUUGUGGUGUCUGUAGACGGCGUGAGAGUGGCCUUGAGGAAAAAGAAAAAAGUAGGAAGAGCUCAAACAUCUGAUUGGCUGUUGACCACUGGCUGUGAAAAGAAGAAGGAGUGGACGUGGGAUGAGAGCAAGAUGAUGGUGAUGCAGGAUCCCAUUUACAGGAUAUUCUAUGUAUCUCAUGACUCGCAGGAUCUGAAGAUUUUCAGCUACAUCGCCAGAGACGGACAGAGUAAUGUCUUCCGCUGCAAUGUCUUCAAGUCCAAGAAGAAGAGUCAGGCCAUGCGUAUCGUUCGGACAGUCGGCCAGGCGUUCGAGGUUUGUCAUAAACUGAGUCUGCAGCACACGCAGCAGAACGCAGACGGACAGGAGGACUGCCACAGUGAAAAGAACGGCAACGACUCCUCCAUCACAGGCGUGCGUGCUUAUCCACCUGUAUGUGUGUGUACUUUCCUCGGCUCAGCUCGGGAGCUAACGGGCUCCGAGAAGACGGUGGCCGUCACCGAGGAGACGGAUAUCGAUGCGGAGGAGGCGAGUCAGGUGACGGCAGCAGAGGACUCGAACCUCAAUAGAGGGGUUACUGAUCUUGACGCCACAGCCAAGACACCCGACCUGAAGCCCGCAGAGAUCAAGGUUUCAGAGGAGGCCUCUCUGCUGAUCGCCAGCCCCAGGAUGCUGCUCCCUGCAUCGAGCAUGCUGCCACCAGGUGGCCCCCUGUCUGUCCACCACCAGAUCCAGCUGCUCCAACAGCAGCUCCAGCAGCAGCAGCAACAGACACAAGUGGCUGUGGCACAGGUCCACCUGUUGAAGGACCAGCUGAGUGCGGAGGCCACGGCUCGGCUGGAGGCCCAGGCUCGAGUCCACCAGCUGCUGCUGCAGAACAAAGACCUGCUGCAGCACAUCUCCCUGCUGGUUAAACAGAUCCAGGAGCUGGAGACCAAGAUGUUAGGACCAAACUCCAUGGGAUCUCAGGACAGUCUGUUGGAGAUCACCUUCCGGUCUACAGUACCUCCGGUGAUCUGCGACCCCACAACGCCCAAAUCUGAUGUGUCCCCCCUCAACCUGCCCGCGCUGGGCACCACUGACGGGAACAUCUUCUCAUCUUCCAACGGGACUCUGGGAAGCCCCUUAGUUGAUCAAAGUAUGUUUGAGAACUCCAUUGCCCAGCAGCAGAGUCCUCAGAUCUCCAGGCCGGGCCAGCCAUCGGCCCGACGCUCCCCAGCAUCAGCUAAUCAUAACCUGGGGUCCAGCUCCGUCGACUCCCCAUCGUCCGGAGGCCAACAGAGGCUUAAGAAUGCUAUUAACCUGGGCAAGGCCGUCGGAGCUAAGGUCAAUGACUUGUUAAGAAGAAAGGAGCCCAGCCACCUCGGGGACAUCGGGGUCACUGAGGUCAACAAGAACGUUGGUGCCGUGUGGAGCUGUAUGGACCAACUCAAUCUGACCACUGCAAACAGUCACAUCUCCUCCUUCGACUCCUUCCCCCGGCUGGACCCACCACCCCCGACGGGGAAGAAGCGCCUCCCUCGGGCGCUGAAGACCACCCAGGACAUGAUGAUCUCCUCUGACCCUGUGGUCUCUUCUCCGGACCCCGCUGACUCUUCUUCCUUCCUCUCUUCUCCUGAGAAGACCCCCCUCAUCGCCCCAGAGGAGCUGGGGAACAGCGAGGAGCAGCAGCAGUGCGCCAAGGCGGACGAGGGGUCAGAGGAGAUCCCGUCGGGCCCAGCAGAGAACGUUAAUGCUGAUUGUUGGGAGACAACAGGAACAAACGGCAAAGUUGAUGGAGUGACAGGUGGAGAAGAAGAUGAUGUGGAAAACGGGAGCACUGAAGGAGGCUAUGAGGAACAUCAGCUGCAGCUCUCUGUGCCAGACCUCAUCAACAAAGAUCCUCCCCCGCUGGAGCCCAGAGCGAAGCACUGCGACGUCUGGCAGAAGGUGUCAGGGCAGGACUCCCGGCUGGCCUCCACACCCCGCUCGGGGAAAACUUCCUGCCGCAUCAGCCUGGGCGAGGAAGUCCUGCUGGGGAACGGCGCCCCCUGCAGUAAAGGCAGCGGGGUGAGCGCUGAAGACUCCGAGCCCCACCUGGACCUGCUGUCGUUUGAGUGACAAGCAGAGCCAGAUACCAGUUCAGUAUGUCUCCAAAAGUUUUCAACUUUUGCUCUUCAUUUCAACUAAUGAGGCUCAAGAGGUAAAUCAAACAGACUGAUGAUGAGUACUGCGGAUACAAUAUUCACUGCCACUUUUGAAUACAUAACUCUCCCUGCACCAGGGUUUGCUUUAGGAAAAGGGAACAAGUGCUCCCAGGAAUGGAAGGGGCCUUUGGCACGAUGUGUGGAUGGGUUUAGAUGUCCUGGUGAUACAACAACGGACAUACACAACCAGCUUCUUCCUGAUGAUAUGCACACAAUGCUGACCAGCACCAGGUGAUGAAUACGUAGCAAGAGAGAAAAAGUAUCGCAGGUGAGGUUCAUCAUGGUGCGGAGAUAAUACAUCAUUUAACAUUUCAACUAUAAAACACAUAGCUAUUAAGGAAUAUAAUUUUAUCUCGGUGUACUUAUCGUGUUAUAGGUCCUCCAAGUUUUAUAACAUGUCACGUCAGCUUUAGGAGUGCAGUAAUACCAGAUAAUGUAAUAAUGACGUAAUGUAUCAUUGUAAUGAAAUAUCCCUUUAAAUGGGCAGAAAAUGUUUCAUACUUCAUACGGACAUAUUUUCUUCAUGAAAAUGUCAAACGUUAUUACUUUUAAAGAAUGUAUGGAUUAGUACUUAUCCGCAAUAAGUUAUUAUGUUAGCAUGCCAUUCAUUUUUAAAACCAGGUGAUGGUCACACUGUAAGUGCAAAUUCUACAAAAGCUGCUACAAUGAAACCAAUUACAAACUGCAACUAUAUAUUGUUAUAGAGCAAUAUCAUUUACAUUCAAUACAACAGGAGAUAUAUAUAUAUAUAUAUAUAUAUAUAUAUAUAUAUAGGAGAAGUUCUAGCAGAAUUGCCAUCAGUGUAAUAGUAUUUCCUGUAUGGACAUGUCUUGAAAACUGAAUGCAGACUUGGUAGGAAACAAGAGGGAGAGGCAGAAGGAAUGUGGAUGUGUUAGAGAUGGAGAGAUUUCUUUACUUUCAGUUCAGUCGAUACCAAAUGUCUCGCAGCAGUUUCCGCUGGAGUUUGUCAGGACUGGAAGCCUUUUGACCCGUACCGUGACUUCAUCCAUGUUCAAUCAUUUUUUACCCAUUUUUGGUCCAGUAUGAGUUUUAGAACUCGUCCCCUCCUACUCCGGCCAAUGUCACAGAUUGUGUCCCUGAAAGGGACUUUUUUUUAAAGCUCCAAGCACGUAAGAACAUUGAUCAGUAUACCCGAUCAAUACGUCGCUUUUCUUUUCUUUUAGAUUUAUUUAUUUUUAAGAAAAAAGAGCAGACUAUAUAAACACUCUGCCAAAUCCAUACAAGACAUAUAAUGAUAAAUAGUUUUGGACUCCAGCAUAAACAUGAUAUGACAACAGUGCCUUCUGCAGCACGAAACAGCUGCCAGGACAUAAAAUGAAUGCAAAAUACAGAUAAUAAUUCUAAAGAAAUGUUUGUAUUUUGUGGUGAUAAUUUAUCAUAAUAACAAAUGAUAAAACUUUACCUAUUAACUCCAGAUAUUGUGAUUCUUUUUUAUUGUUGCCCUAUGCACCAUUAUAAAUAAGCUUAUCUUUAAUGAGCAAAUAUUGGAAGAAAAGAAAUUGGGCAGUUUGUGGGACCAGAUUCAGUUUAUUUAAAUGAGCGCAUCUCUGGUCCAAGACGAGAUUGGCUUCCAGGCUUCCUUUCUGCUGACAUAAAUUGUCUUCUGAACUGAAAGUAGACUCUUAUUACGCCCCAUAACCUGACAAAGAGUCAGGAUGAAAGGAUGGACAGGCGGCAUGUGGAGGGCGGGCUGGUGAAAAGUUGUUUUUGAGCAAAAGACAGAGAAGAUAAUGAGCUGUCAACAGAGAGACAUGAAAGAGGUGUAUUUUGUUCAAGCAGAUAUUUAGGCGACAGACCAAAGAUGGAAAUUAGAGGCUCAGUCGGACAAGUUGUUUUUUGUCAUUGAGUGAAAAGAGAAGCAAUAUUUCAUACAGAAGAAUCUUUUUUUCACUUAAUGAAAAAGUUAAAACCAAAGUCAAAGCAUUUGAAACUAUUUGAACUCACAUUGACAGUCAGGUGUGUUCAGCUGACGUUAACUGGAAGUCUGCUUCAACUGUGUCAAUGUGUCGCUGUAGGCGGAGCAGGACCAUUGGUUGUUUUAUCUCAAUCAGUGGAAUUAUGUAUUUUUAUAACACUGUUAUCUGAGCGUCUGUUCCGUACGUCUGUGCUAAAUUCAAUUUAUGGAACACGCAUGUAAAGCAAGCUUGCAGAUCUCAAAUCUCGACCCUAAAAAUAACCCGUUGUUCUGUGAUAUCCUGUAGUGGCCUCUAUAAGUGACCACUGUGUCCGUGCAGGGACUUCCUGACUUAAACAAAAACAGCAACAAAUUCCCAGAAGACACCGAGACAUACAAAAAGCCAGCUGUAGUUGCGGUCAGGUCCUGCAGAAUGAGAGGAAUGUGGCUGAACUCUGUUAGAGAAAGGAAGCUUUGUCUCUAUGACUUUGUGUAACAAACUACUAAAUGUCCCGACUUAUUUUAGAACUGUAACAAAAUAGCUGGUAUCCCCCACAAACCACAAUUACAAAACAGGAUUUUCCCAAUUCCUCAGACUUUUGUGUGGACAGUUUUACGAUGUAUGUGUUUCUCCUAAAAAAUGUUUUAAUAGAAAACUGGAUUGUGCCUGUUUGUGGAAACAAUUUUCCAAUUGUCAUGUUUGAGUGAUUUGAGGAGCAGAGUGGGGAUAAUAUUAUUUAAAGAAAUACACUAAAGCAACCAGAAGUAGAAACCUAAACUAAAUGAUGUGGUGCUGAUAAUCACAAAGACUUAGACCAAAACCUAAUAAAUAAAAAUAGGACAUACUUUUGUUAUGUUUCCUUUGUGUUAUUACUAAUUGAACGUAUCUUAAAGCCCCAGAAAAUGUGCUUUCAAAUUAUUUUUGUAUUUUUCAUAACAUCAAAUAUUAAUGACUAAAUGUGCAACAAUCAAAGUCAACGUUCGAGGGGUAGAACUGCUAAACAGAAUGAAUGAGCUGAAUGCAUUUUUAAAACAAUCAAAGCUUUAUCCAGUUACCAUGCGUCCUUUAAAGCCACUAGUAGAUUUCUAUUGUAUUUUCUCAUGAAGGAACAGUGCUGUAUAUUUUAUGGAUAUAUUAUAUCGCUCUUUUUUACAUUAUCUGUGAAUAUGCAAAUUGGGUUUUGCUCUAACAAAUGAAGGAAAAUGAUUUAUUUUGAUAUUCAGUCAUAGAAUCUAGUUAUGGCAAUGUGUGUUAUUUAGUUGCCUUUAAUUAAUUUGAUAAAAUAAAAAUAAAACGAUGUUUCUUUCUAUUGUUUAUAAUGUUGAAUCUUUUGUGUUUGUCUUUGUGAAGCCGGUCGACAUAAUUCCUGUAACUCUGAUAAAUGAAGGAGGAUAAAUGCUGCACAUGAAUGCUUUUAUAAAACAAGCCACAAAUAGACUGCUAAAGCAAACCUGGGACUUUUUAUUGAUUUAUAUCUUUAAAAACUGCUGCAAAUUAAAUCUUUUAAAUUUUUUUAUGUGUUGAAAAUAUGCUACAAAAAUCAAAGUGAAUCAAUGAUUUUCUAUGUUUGUUUUAAUUUCCUAAUGUAUCUUUUUUUUUUUUUAA
Molecule: messenger RNA, 6378 nt
Organism: Cottoperca gobio
Lineage: Eukaryota; Metazoa; Chordata; Actinopteri; Perciformes; Bovichtidae
Product: carboxyl-terminal PDZ ligand of neuronal nitric oxide synthase protein-like
Exons: 14
Coding region: 453-2771 (772 amino acids)
Molecular function (GO): nitric-oxide synthase binding
Source: RefSeq, a predicted model, not a curated record